Messenger RNA from Lacerta agilis (Sand lizard), 1164 nucleotides. RefSeq names its product FKBP prolyl isomerase 6 (gene FKBP6). The transcript is spliced from 9 exons. Gene Ontology annotation, molecular function: protein binding; peptidyl-prolyl cis-trans isomerase activity. Lineage: Eukaryota; Metazoa; Chordata; Lepidosauria; Squamata; Lacertidae. The coding region runs from base 26 to 1042 and encodes 338 amino acids. The record is from RefSeq and is a predicted model, not a curated record.
CGACGGCGAGAGCAGCAGUUGCGGGAUGAAGGCGAGAGGCGGGGGCCAGGAAGAGAGCUGGCAGGUGGGGGACAUCAUGUCUUCUUACCACCGGCUGGGUCAACGGAUGCAGGAUGUUACUGGAGACCAUGGAGUGUUGAAAGAGAUUAUCCGUGCCGGCUCUGGUGAAACGGUGCCUCCUGAUGCAUCCAUAUUAGUGAAAUUUUCAGGUUACUUGGAACACAUGGACAGACCCUUUGACACAAACUGCUACAAAAGGAAUCAUAGACUCAUGAAACUUGGUGAAGACAUCACUCUUGGGGGAAUGGAGAUUGGUCUGCUGACAAUGAAGAAAGGAGAGCUGGCAAGAUUUUUGUUCAAGCCAAGUUACGCUUUUGGAGCUGCGGGCUGCCCUCCUUUGAUCCCUCCCAAUGCCACAGUCUUGUUUGAGAUUGAGCUUCUGGAUUUUCUGGACUCAGCAGAAUCUGACCAGUUCUUUAAUCUGACUCCUGAGCAACAGGACCAGUUUCCACUGGAGAAAGUGCUGAAGGUGGCUGAAACCGAGCGGGAAUUUGGCAAUUACCUCUUCCGACAGAAGCACUUCAUGGAUGCCAGAGAAAGAUACAAACGGGCCUCUUCGCUGCUGCGCCGUGUGAAUGCUGAAGAAGCUGAGCAAGUCAAAGUUGAUGCUGCCAAGAUUCUGGUCUUCCUGAACUUGUCUUUUACUUACCUGAAACUGGAGCAGCCAGCUCGGGCCCUUGCCUAUGGAGAGAAGGCCUUGAAGCUGGAUGAAAAGAAUGCCAAAGCCCUCUUCAGGUGUGCUCAGGCAUGUUUCUCUCUGGCAGAGUAUGAGAGAGCUCGGGAUUUUUUGGUGAAAGCUCAAAAACAGCAGCCCUUCAACCAUUCCAUUAACAAUGAAUUGAAAAAGCUGGCCAGCUGUUACAGAAAUUACAUGCUGAAGGAGAAGGAAAUGUGCUGCAGGAUGUUUGGCCCCCUCAACUCUCCUUCAGCAGGAGAAAACCUGAAGAAUCCAUCUAUGCAGAAGGAAGAAACUUUUCUAUAAUGGGAAGGGAUCCCACUUCAGUACAGCCAACAACUGCCUUCUUGUUUUUUGAAAAUCCAUAUGGAAAAGGCCUUCCUCAUUCCGAGUACUUGGAGCUGAGAAGAUUACCGGUAUAUGGUUGU